This is a messenger RNA of Pistacia vera, 1916 nucleotides long. Its product is annotated as SUPPRESSOR OF GAMMA RESPONSE 1-like. Bases 318 to 1529 code for a protein of 403 amino acids. Gene Ontology annotation, biological process: regulation of DNA-templated transcription. The record is from RefSeq and is a predicted model, not a curated record. NCBI's taxonomy places the organism in Eukaryota, Viridiplantae, Streptophyta, Magnoliopsida, Sapindales, Anacardiaceae. Gene Ontology annotation, cellular component: nucleus. Gene Ontology annotation, molecular function: DNA-binding transcription factor activity; transcription cis-regulatory region binding. The transcript is spliced from 6 exons.
UGUCCGAACAGGCAGCUUCGGACUUAGGUUCAGUCAACGUUUGGGACCCACAAAAGACGUUAGAUUUGCCUCGUCUGUCUGAAAUGCUUCUAUCCGAAGCUGGGGUUCGGUUUACAAGCCUCUCAUAAGAGGACCGAAACUGAGUUUUCCCGCUCACUUACACUCUCUCUUAACCUUGGAGAGUCACACACUGUUCAGUUAACUUAGUCGAGUGGAGAAAAGUGAAACCUUCCUGUAAACUUGUUAAGCAAUUUACUGUCUCUCUCUCUCUCUCUCUCUCUCGCUCUCUGUUUCUUAAUCUUUGUUGUUUCUUAGACAUGUCAAGGAGUUGGAUAGUUAACAGUAGAGCAAUUGCAAAGAAAGUGAGAAAUGCCACUCGAUCAUCUUCUCAACUAAUCAAAGACUGUGGAGCAAAUCGAGAAUGCCCAAAUUGCCAUUAUUGCAUUGAUAACAGUGAUUUUGUCCUUGUACAGGUCUCUCAAGAAUGGCCUGGCUUACCGGUUGGUGUGAAGUUUGAUCCAUCUGAUGUAGAGCUUGUACAACAUUUAGCUGCAAAAUGUGGUGUUGGAGACUCGAAGCCUCACAUGUUUAUUGAUGAGUUUAUUCCAACACUUGAGGGGGACCAAGGAAUUUGUUAUACCCAUCCAGAAAAUCUUCCAGGUGCUAAGAAAGAUGGAAGCAGUGUCCAUUUCUUUCACAGAACAAUGAAUGCUUAUUCUACUGGUCAAAGGAAGCGUCGUAAGAUCCACAAUCAACAUAGUUUAACUGAAGAUCAUGCGCGCUGGCACAAAACUGGUAAAACCAAAGCUGUGAUACAAAAUGGAGUGCAGAAGGGCUGCAAGAAAAUCAUGGUUCUUUAUAAGAGCUCAAAGAAGGGCAGCAAACCAGAUAAGGCCAAUUGGGUCAUGCAGCAGUACCAUCUGGGGACUGACGAAGAUGAAAAGGAUGGUGAAUAUGUGGUUUCUAAAAUUUACUAUCAGCAGCCGAAACAAAACGAAAAGGCUGAAGAUUGUCCAGUUAUUGAAGAUUCGGACAAUUUGGCACUUGAAACUAGUCCAAGGACCCCAAAUACAAAUCCUCCCAUUCCUCCGCGGCCAGAGAAAUCUUUAACAUGUGAUAAUGCUGCUGAUGGUAAUAUACUAACAUCACCUGUAAAGGCACCAGAGCAUAUUGUAGAAGCAUCGUCUGCCCCUUUACCUUCUGCUGUUAAGCCUGAGGACCAUCUAGGGAGCAUAACAUGGUUGGCGGGUGAAUCUCAGGAUGUUGACUAUCCUGAUUUGAAUUCCAUUGAAGAAUCUUUGUUAUGCAAGGAAGAAAACAUUUCUUCUGCUCUCUUAGAGAAUUCAGGAAUUAAUAAUGUCUCAUACACCGAUCUUUGGUACGACACAAAUAACAUGAAAGGGAACAACAGUGCACCCUGUGGAAUUUCUGAUCUCGAGAACCUAGAACUGGAUACUCCGCCAGAUUUUCAGCUCGAUCUACAGACGUUUUCUGGGGAGAGUAUUCUUGAUUGGUUAGACCGUUUCUGAAGAACUAAUAUGCAAGCCCUGACAAUAGAUUUCGAAGUUAUGUUUUCCCGGCCCUGGCUGAAGUUGUUUUCUUCACUAACAUUUUCUUCAGCGGCAAAGAAUCAAUUGCUCUUUUCGAGGGAGUUCUCUAUACAGUUCAUGAAUCCAAGGACUCCACAAAGCUUGCGGCAGAUGAAGCUAUGGAGUAGUUGCUUUAGCUUUCUUGCAUUAUUGAUCAUUCCUAGAGUUUGAUUUGAGCAGAAAUGUUCCUGGUGGCUUUUGUGUAGUAGCAUCAGUUGCAGCAUAUGUAAUGUAUGUUAAUGCACCAGUGAGGUGCUCAGAUUCAGAGAUCAUUUUAUUGUGUUGAUAAACUACGUAAACAUUAUAAAAACUUAAUGCUUUGUUACU